Molecule: messenger RNA, 1033 nt
Organism: Coregonus sp. 'balchen'
Lineage: Eukaryota; Metazoa; Chordata; Actinopteri; Salmoniformes; Salmonidae
Source: the annotation of a GenBank genome assembly
AUGAGGACGGUGGUCGACAGGUUCAAACUGACUGAGAGCUCCCUGACGGAGGAGGUGGAGGAGCUGCAGGAGGAGAACCAGACACAGAGUAAGAGGCUCAGCCACACCCUGAGACAGAUCAACCACAGCCCGGGCUCUACUGACCCAAGCCCCAUCCCUGUCUCUACCGCCAGCACUAGCUCUGGUGCCAGCCCAGCAGACUCCAGCCCCAGCCUGGCUACCGCCCUGCCAACACCCCUGCCUUGGCUCAACCAGUCCCCUGCCCUGUGGACAACACUGACCCGGUGAGUGAUGAAAGCUCACCGCAACUCCAACCCAGAAUGAUACUAUCCUAGCAUUACCCAAUGAUUACCUAUCCCUGUAUGGCUUAGCCCAGGAUGACCUAGCCCUAGCCUUGAACCAGGAGAACUGGGCACUGAGGGGGAUAGUGAGGACGGGGAUAGUGAGAGGAAGCUGGUCCAGGAGGGAUAUAGUGAGAGGAAGCUGGUCCAUCUCAGGCUGCAGGUUUCCAUGCUUGAGAGCGAGAGUACCAGGCUGGGGCAGGAGAACCAGGAGCAGGGAGGUCUCAUCACCGAGCUGACCAGGAAGACCGAGGAUGACCUCAACACUAUCAUGGAGCCGCAGUAGAGACUGACUGAGAGCGGUCAGCUAGGCCUACAACAGGGUGACCAUGGUUUGACCACUGAGUCAGAGUGCGGUCAAAAGGGUGAGCAAGCGGUUGGGUCAGUGUACGCACAACAGGGUCAACCCCCGGUAGGGUUCGUGACCAGUCUACAAGGUGAUCACAUGCCAGAGUCAAUGAAUAGUGGUGGACUACAGAGUGACCACACGACCGCGUCAGUUAGGGGGCCAAAAGGAUGACCAUUUGACCACAGAGUUAGUGUGCAAGCUUAGAGAGGAGAGAGAUCAGUUAAUUGGGUCUCUCAGUGAUCUCAAAGAGGAAAGAGAACAGUUUGCCCUCUCACUCAACAGUCAGACAGAGGAGAAACACCAGCUAACACAGCUCCAUGUGGGUUCUGAAAGAAGAACGUGA